UCAAAGUUAGAAACUCUAUAUAACAUUUUACCCAUCUAGUCUCUGAAACCACACAAAUCCUCCUCGCCUUCUUCAUUUUUUUGUUUUUCACCAUGGGUAGAAGAAAAGUGACACACCAAUUGAUUGCUGACAACGCCACUCGGCGUGUUACAUUUCGAAAACGCAAAGAUGGUUUAUUGAAAAAGAUCAAUGAAUUGACCAUUCUAUGUGGUUUACCCGCUUGUGCCAUCAUUUACAGCGAGUACAAGGAUGGUCCUGAGCUCUGGCCAAACGUUAACGAGGUUCGUUCUCUUCUUGACAGGUUAAGCGAGCUUCCGGUGGAGAAACAGACCAAAUACAUGAUGGACCAGAAGGAUCUCAUGAAGAAGAUGAUCCAGGAGGCUGAGAAAAAGUUGGAGAAAGAGAAGUGGUAUACUCGUGCGAUGAAACUUGGGAUAAUGGCUUCGACUAGUGAUCUAACCACUGAUACUGAUUGUUCUGAGGAACUGGCCAAAGCAGCCGAGGUAGUUGACAAGAAGCUCAAAGCCAUCAGAGAGAGAAUCAAGGCUGUGGAAGCAGGAGCCCCUAUCAUCAAGAGAGAAUAGCCUUAUCAAAUAAUAAUUUCUUAUCUUAUCUUUAUUAAUGUCAUCGUUUUAAAUUGUUUUCAGAUUAAGAUGGUUUGGUUUAAUGGUGUUGAAAUUUAUGUUCUAUGAUUUGCUUUUGCAUUCUUAAGAAGGAUUUGGAGAAUUAUAUAAAUCUCUUUGGUCUUCGUGUGAUCUUGAUUGA
Camelina sativa (false flax) is the source of this 765-nucleotide messenger RNA. RefSeq names its product agamous-like MADS-box protein AGL80. The record is from RefSeq and is a predicted model, not a curated record. Lineage: Eukaryota; Viridiplantae; Streptophyta; Magnoliopsida; Brassicales; Brassicaceae. Gene Ontology annotation, molecular function: protein dimerization activity; DNA-binding transcription factor activity, RNA polymerase II-specific; RNA polymerase II cis-regulatory region sequence-specific DNA binding. Gene Ontology annotation, biological process: positive regulation of transcription by RNA polymerase II.